Messenger RNA from Ixodes scapularis (black-legged tick), 844 nucleotides. RefSeq names its product peroxynitrite isomerase THAP4-like. Bases 112 to 843 code for a protein of 243 amino acids. Gene Ontology annotation, molecular function: sequence-specific DNA binding. The transcript is spliced from 4 exons. The record is from RefSeq and is a predicted model, not a curated record. Lineage: Eukaryota; Metazoa; Arthropoda; Arachnida; Ixodida; Ixodidae.
CGAGAAUCCGAACAGACGGAAAUCACUACGUUUCGCCGCCGCCAUGGCCGCCAUUCCAAUCCGGCCGCCGCGUUUCGCUCCUGCGUCGUUAACGCACUGAUAAUUCGUAUCAUGAAUUGCUGCGUGGUCGGUUGUACCAACAGGUACACGUCGUGCCCCACGGGGACGACGUUUCACCGUUUUUCAACUCGUCCGUGCUUCGUCGGGCAGCGGCAGCAGUGGAUCACGGCCGUGCGACGAAAGAAUGCCGACGGAACAAAGUGGAAGCCCACUCGGCACACGAAGAUAUGCAGCGUCCAUUUCGUUGGAGGUGCGCCGUCCAAGGAUGUGUCCUCACCGUCGUACGUGCCGACGAUAUUUCCGGACGUGUACCGUAAGCGGUCCGUGCUUCCGGAAGAUAAGGCUGUACGCUAUGAAAGAAUGAUGAAGCGGAGAACAGCCGCAACAACUGUUGUAAAUCUCGCCCACUCCUCAACAUCCUCGCCGAACGUGCCACAAGCUACACCACCUGCGGCCACCAUGGACGCACCACCUUCUCUAGCACCAGCAGCCACACCCCCGCUGGAGGAACCUGAAGGCACCGAGGAGAAUAAUGAACCUAGAAAGCUGCAAGGAGUUGAGGUCUCAACUCAGACUCAAAAGACACCGCAAGCCCAGAGCGAAGGGGUCCUGAUGAUUGCCUGCGCCCUGUUCACUGGUGCAUGCGAGGCAUCCACGCAGGUUGCAUUCAUUGCGUCGGAACUACCUGCAACAGCCGACGCAAGUGUCACAGCAUUGUGUCUGGAGGACCACCAGCCUAGGGGUUCCAUCAAAAAAGUAAUAAAACGCUUGAAAAAAAGUUAGU